AUGGAGCGGCUGCCGGCGGGCGCGGCGGUGGCGCUGCGGGGCGGCUGCCCGGGGGACCCCAGCUGCGGCCCCUGGGAGAUGCAAGGGCGGCUGGGCGCCGGGGGCUUCGGCAACGUCUCCCUCUACCAGCACCGGGAGUCCGGCGCCCGCCUGGCGGUGAAGGCUUGCCGGCUGGAGCUGAGCGCCCGACACCAGGAGCGCUGGCGCCACGAGCUGCAGAUCCUGCGCAGCUUGGACCAUCCGAACGUGGUGAAGGCCCUGGAGCUGCCGGAGGAGCUGGAUUUCCCCGUGAACGGCGUACCCCUUCUGGCCAUGGAGUAUUGCUCCAGGGGGGACCUCAGGAAGCUGCUGAAUGCCCCCGAGAACUGCUGUGGUCUUAAGGAAAGCCAAAUCCUUUCGGUGCUGAGUGACAUUGGGUCUGGCAUCCAGUAUUUGCACGAAAACAGAAUCAUUCAUAGAGAUCUUAAGCCAGAAAAUAUUGUCCUCCAGGAUGAAGCUGGGAAGAUAAUCUACAAGAUCAUAGACCUGGGAUACGCCAAGGAUCUGGAUCAAGGGAGCUUAUGCACCUCUUUCGUGGGGACCCUGCAGUACUUGGCCCCUGAACUCUUUGAUAACAACUCUUACACCAUGACGGUGGAUUUCUGGAGCCUGGGGACGGUCGUCUUCGAGUGCAUCACGGGGUUCAGGCCCUUCCUGCACAACCAGCAGCCCUUCAGCUGGCAUGAGAAGAUCAAGAAGAAAGACCCCAAGUGCAUUUUUGCCUGGGAAGAGAUGACGGGGGAAGUUAGAUUUAGUGCUUAUUUGCCAACUCCAAACAGCUUGUGCAGGUCCGAAAAUAUUAUGUUUGCAAGGAAAUGUUUUGAUUUUGUAAUUUCUCUUCUUUACCAGAAAGGCUGGGAUAGCUACAUGGUAUAUUUAUUUGAUAAGAGCAAAACUACCUAUGAAGGCCCUUUUGCUUCUAGGACGCUUUCUGACUGCGUAAAUUAUAUUGUGAAGGACAGCAAAAUCCAGCUGCCCGUUUUCCAGCUUCGGAAGAUCUGGGCUGAAGCCGUCCACUACGUCAUCGGCCUGAAGGAAGACUACAGCCGCCUCUUCCAGGGCCAGAGAGCCGCCAUCCUCAGAGAAAAUGUUAAAAGCUUGGAAAGAUAUGGAAGAAAAAGCUUCACUGUGCGAAAAGGUGGCGGAUAUCGGCUCCCUGGAUGAGCAGAUCAUGGCGCUGCAUACCGAAAUUGUGGAGCUGCAGAGAAGCCUCCACGUGCGACGUCAAAACGAUGUAAUGGAAAAUCUGGAGCAGAGAGCCAUUGAACUCUACAAGCAACUGAAAUCCAGGCCUCCAGACCACGUCUACAGCGACAGCACAGAGAUGGUCAAGAUCAUUGUCCAGACGGUCCAGAGCCAAGACUGGGUCCUCAAGGAGCUCUUCAGGCACCUCAGCAAAUUGCUGGGCUGCAAACAGAAGAUCAUCGACUUGCUUCCCAGCAUCGACGUGGCUCUGAACAGCAUCAAGGAGGCCGACAAUUCAGUCAUGCAAAUGCAGGGCAAACGGCAGAGAGAAAUCUGGCACUUGCUGAAAAUUGCUUGUACCCAGAGUUCGGCUCGAUCGGGCAGUUCCGCCGUGGAUGGUCCCGUCCCGUCUUCUGUGCCUGCCUGGCUCUGCCAAACUGCACCGGCCCACGUGCUGCAGCCGCUGCCUUUCGUGGAAGCCUCUAGAAACGCGUUGAAUUUUGCACAUUUGUUGGAAGAAAAUCUAAGCUAUCUUGACAGUUUUAGCGCCGUUAUACACGAAGCGAGGCACGACCAGAAUAGCAGCAUGAUGAGUCUGGACUGGAGUUGGCUGGGUUAGAGAGUCCGUGUUGCACAGCCGUAUUUGCAAAAAUGGGCCUUUUAACUUAAAAUACAUCUUUCCUUUGAAUUAAAGAAGGACCAGAUCGCA
Molecule: messenger RNA, 1933 nt
Organism: Thamnophis sirtalis
Lineage: Eukaryota; Metazoa; Chordata; Lepidosauria; Squamata; Natricidae
Source: RefSeq, a predicted model, not a curated record